UUUCAUUUUAAAGUGGAUUUUUGUACUAUCGUUUGCUCAAACCACAGAAAUGACAGUCGUAGCCCCUUCUAGCGCGUGUGGUUUUAGUGAUAGAGCGGGAAAUUUAAUUUCCUGUUUUUUUGAUAUGGAUUAUCCGUCAACGCACUUAUCGUCUUAUAAUUGGAGACUCGGUCGAGGAAGAGAAGCUUAUUGGUAUGGCGGUCCAACAACAGAUGCUAGUGGCUCCGUUAAAGGUGGCUACGCAUUUAUUGAUAUAUCCAUUAUGGGAAGACGAAAGAGCAAUCAAACUAAAAAAGCUUGGUUGCCAAGUUUUAGUAAUCCUCCAACAACUGGAAGAGGUAAAUGUUUGAGAUUUAGAUAUAAUUUGGAAGGGUUAUGUGUAGGCGGAUUGAGGGUAGUGAUUUACGACACAGUCGAUAAUAAAUCCUACACUAUUUGGGAAAUGUUAGACACUACCGAUGGCCAAUGGACAAAUGGAAAAGUUUCUUUUACCAGGGAAAACUCGUAUCGAAUAGUAUUCGAGACUUUUCCAAAAGACGAUAAUCUGAAUCGACGAGGUUUUGCAGCUAUAGAUAAUAUCGCUUUAUACGAUGGUCCCUGUCCAGGAGAUUGCACUUUCGAAUAUGAUUUUUGUGACUGGACAAAUGUCAAUAGUGGAGACGAUUUUGAUUGGAAGAUGGGAAGAGGAAGUGAUAGUACUGUUACAGGUCCCGAAAGAGAUCAUGGUAGUAGUAUCACAAAAGGAAGAACUGGAGGAUAUGCGUAUAUAGAUUCAUCUUAUCCAAGAAGACCAGGAGAUACUGCCCAACUUUGGAGCCCUACUCUAAAUCCAACAGGAGAUCACGGCCCUAUGUGUCUCAGCUUUUUCACUUCGAUGUUUGGUGCCGGAAUAGGAGGCUUGCGUAUAUAUCUUUACGAUUCGCUCCAAAAACAAAUUAGCGACGCUGUUUGGAGCCUAAAUUCGGGCAGUCUAACAGCCGAUCAAUGGCACAAAGGAGAAGUAACAUUAUCUUUGCCAGCUCCCUAUUGGGUAAUUUUUGAAGCCGAAGUUAGAAUCCCGGGUCAGGGUGAUAUUGCCUUAGAUGAUGUUUCUCUUGUUGAUGGAACGUGUCCAAGUGUUCCUCGAGAAGCUAGCAGAAAAGGUGACUGUGCGUUUUUGGUUGAUAUGUGCGGUUGGCAAGAAAUUUAUGAAAAGUUAAGAGAGAACAGUCCACCUCUUUGGAUGAGAGUUUCUGGUGAUGGAACUCAUCUUAAUCCUCGAGGACAUACUUAUACAAUGACGAGAGCGGGUAGAUUAGAUUUUUAUAUGAAGUUUGACACAAGUAAUUUUCAACACGCUUCAUUGGACAGAGGAAUGCUAAUCAGUCCAGUUUUAGAAACUACUAAUUUACCUUACUGUUUGUCGUUUUGGGCAUUUUUGUUAUCUUCGACAGCUGGAGAACCCAUCGGCGGUAUUCUAGUAAAACUAAUUCGAAGCGACAAUACAUCUUCCAUUUUAUGGAGAUUAAAUAAUCAUCAAGAUUCGAGAUGGUUCUAUGCACAGAUCGGGUUACCACAAGAAGUUAAUUCCAGGGUUGCCAUUGAAGCAAUUAAAGGAGCAGAAUCCAGAUCAGUAAUAGCGAUAGAUGAUAUAACUUUCACAACCCCUUUUAAAUGUAUUGGAAAACCAACAAGAGCUCUUACAGCUUUAGGUGACUGCGCAUUUGAUGUAGAUUUAUGUGAUUGGAAAUCCGUUACAUUUACCUCUAGUUCUCCAAAAUGGCGAGUUCCGAGUGGUCAAGCACGUCCAGCAACAGUUAAAGAUCAUACUUUUAACGUUCCUGGAGCCGGGUUUGUUUAUAUCGACGUCUUCACUCUACCUACAGCAGCAACAGCAGAACUGCAUAGUCCCACGAUGGAUGGGAAUAAAUCUCGAUGUUUUACAUUUUGGUACGCGACUAUUGACGAAGAAGAAGGAGCAACACUCAGCAUUUAUGUUAAAAGCAAUAAUACUUCAAAUAUCGUUUGGAGUUUUGUAAGGGAUGCUGAAGAAGAAAAUUCUCCAUCUUCUUUUUCAUUUGGUCAAGUGGAAGUAUUCAGUGAAGAUGAUUUCACUGUCGUUAUUGGGGCAACAGUGCAGCAUUCUGGAUUUGUUAUUGAUGACAUUCGAUUUUAUGAAAUGGAUACAUCAUGUCCUACACGUCCUCCUUAUUUCGCUCCAACAGUUCAACCUAAUAAUUUGCCAACUACUUAACUUUUGAUGCUGUGCCAUUCUCUGGCAUAAAAUCUACGGGUUGCCAAACUAAUCUUUUCAGAGGUCAUCAAUGGAUUUUUCGUCUAGUCAUGUAUAUUAUUUAAUGAAUCGCAUUUUAAC
Molecule: messenger RNA, 2353 nt
Organism: Centruroides sculpturatus (bark scorpion)
Lineage: Eukaryota; Metazoa; Arthropoda; Arachnida; Scorpiones; Buthidae
Product: MAM and LDL-receptor class A domain-containing protein 1-like
Exons: 18
Coding region: 50-2233 (727 amino acids)
Cellular component (GO): membrane
Source: RefSeq, a predicted model, not a curated record